Molecule: messenger RNA, 3126 nt
Organism: Pantherophis guttatus
Lineage: Eukaryota; Metazoa; Chordata; Lepidosauria; Squamata; Colubridae
Product: interferon-gamma-inducible GTPase 10-like
Cellular component (GO): membrane
Molecular function (GO): GTP binding
Source: RefSeq, a predicted model, not a curated record
GGGCGCGUCACAAGGGGCGGUUUUGCGGCGCCGCGGUGCGAGCACACAAGAACCGGGGGCGGACGCGGGGGAGGACUGAAAGGGAAGGGAAGCCGCAAAAAGCGGCUUCUGGAUCGCGCGCACGGUUCGCUCGGGAAGCGCGUCGGAGGCUCCCCGGCGCGGAAGAAGUGGGGAGGGGAGGAAAGCCACCCCCCACUGCACAGUCCGAGGGGAAAGACUGCCCACGCGUGGGCUUGUUGUUGGCCAAGGAUCUCUUCUCCGCCAGCUGCGCCUGGAUCCCCUUUGGGAGGACAGCUCAGCCAUGGCCAGCUUUCCCUAUUUAGACGAAGCACAGUUGAGGAAACGCAAGGCUCAAUAUCUGGCCCAGAACUCCGUCGCAGCUGCCUCUCAAAUCCAGGAACUGCUGGAUUUUUUGAAUUCCUUCAAGGUCCAGGUUGGGAUCCUAGGAGAGCACCGUGCGGGGGUGACCAUGCUGGUUGAGGCUCUCCUGAGCAAGCCCCGGACAGUGACAAACCUUUAUGCUUACUUCCGGGAAGCUCAACAGCCCACGCUCUCUGCAGAGGCCCACGUUCAUCCCACCUUCCCUCACCUCAUCUUGCACAAUCUACCCGGCUUUGAGGCCUCCGAGAAACCGGCUGCCUAUCUCAAGAAGCUGGGUGACCUACAGCAGUUCAGCUGCUUUGUGAUGGUGGUAGGAACCGGGGGCUUCAGAGACAUUCACCUACAAGUCCUUAAGGCGAUCAAGCAGAAGAAGAAAGCUUUCUUCGUGGUUCGCACCAAGAUCGACCUGGAUUUGCACACAGCUGCAAGGCGCCUUCAAUACAGAUACAAUCCUGCAGAGCAGAUGAACCAGAUCCGGAAGGAAUUAUCCGAGAUCUUGACCAAGGAUGGGUUGGAGGCCAAGAAGAUCUUCCUGGUGUCUGGGCUGCAGACGGAGAGAUACGAUUUUGCUUGGUUCGAGGAUACUUUGGAAGGAGAAGUGCUCAACUUGAAAAGGCACCAUGAGGGAAAUCUGAAGGACUUCCACGCAGUGAGUCAAAAGAUAGUCAAGGAGCUAUUUGAAAUUUGCAAAUUCAACAGCUUGGCUGAAGUCCCAGUGGUAAUCCAGGGUAUGCUGGCUAAACCCACGCAAAUCCAUCUGAAUGUAGCUGUGAUUGGGGAAACAGGCUCGGGAAACUCCUCCCUGAUCAAUGCGCUGAGAAGAGUAGGCUCUGAAGAGACAGGGGCGGCCCCGACCGGAGUGGCCGAGACCACCAGGACAGUCACAGCCUACCCAUUCCCAUCCGUCCCUAACAUGUUCCUUUGGGAUUUGCCCGGAGUGGGAUUGAUGGAGGGUGAUGUGAAGCGCCUGGACCUCAGCCGCUAUAGCGCCUUCCUGCUGGUGGCCUCGGAGCGCUACAAGCACAUCCACAGCUGUCUGGCCAAAAUUAUUGCUUCGGAAGGGAAACAGUCUUUCUUUGUGAGGAACAAGAUAGACGUAGACGUGGAGGCCCAAGCUGAAAACCAACCCAUGUUGAAGGAGAAACUUCAGGAACAGAUCCGGAAGAACUGCGUAGAAGCUCUGAAGAACGAUGGCGUUGACUGUCCGGUCUUCUUGGUCUCUUCCUUCAUGGCUGAAGCCUACGACCUCCCUCUCCUUCGGGAAGAGCUCCAGAAACAGGCUUCCGAGUUGAAGAGGAAGGCAUUGAGGAGAGCGAUCCCGACCGUCUUCUCCCAGCUGGUGAGGCUCAAGAGCAAAGUGUUGAUGAAAGACGUGUGGGGGAAGACCUUGCAAGUUGGCCUCUCCUCUGUGGACAAUCUCAAUGAGACCGUGGUUGAGAAGCUCCUGGCCAUCAUCGCCAGCUUCUGCAUCCACCUUGGUCUGAAUGAAACGUCCGUCGCGAACACGGCCCGGUGUACUGGCAAAGUAGCCGACCGGCUUCAGGAACAGAUCCAAAGUCGUUUUGCCCAGGCAAUGGAACCCACCGAGGUGCUCACCCUCAUAGUUAAGUCUCCCUCGUGGAGCAACUGGGCAUGGAGCUACAUGCCCUACUGGGGCCGAGGAGGCGAAGUGGAGGCCACGAUCUCGGUGGAGAAGGUUUACAACCUGCUGAAACAAGCUGUCGUGGAACUGUCCGGGGAUGCAGAGAGGCUGCUACUGGCAGCCUUCUCGAAGGACUAGAGGUGGUGGGAUAGAUUGAUUUGGGGAAAGUGGAGGGAGAGAGGAAGGGCCAACAACCUCUUUGCCCCACUUUAAAAGCAGCGGAGAGGAAAAGUCACGGAAGCGUCCCUGCGAUAGGACACCAUGAGGCGAGAGCAAAGAUUGCUUGGCAUAGUGUCCUGUGAUGGUGGUGGUGACGAUGGUGUUUUUUUGGAAGGACCUAAGCAAGAUUUGGCUGUAGAAACUUAAAGAAAUGGAAAGUCAGUGCUAACUAAGCCUGUACCCCUUUGCAGUGCUCAUUCACACAUUGUAGUGUCUCUCAACCUUGACAGCUUUUAAGAUGUGUGGACUUCAGUUCCCAGAAGUCCCCAGCCACCAUGGUUGGCUGGGGAAUUCUGGGAGUUGGAAGUCCACACAUCUUAAAAGUUUGGUACGGUUGAGAGGAUACUGGUGAGUCGUUCUUUACACGAAGCAGUUCCUUAUUAUUACAGAGAAAUCAACGUUCUUUGUAUGAAGCAAUUCCUAUUAUUACAGAGGAAUCAAAUGCUUGCUUACUCGCUAGGAUCCUGGCUUACAAUACUGGUCUUAUAUAGUGGGAAGCUAGUUUAUUUUUCUGUGGGGAGGGAAAAAGGGCAAACGCAUCUCAUCCUAGUACAGGCUUCACACAGCUUGGCCUGUUCAGGAAAGCGCAUCCUGUGCCUAAAACCUCUUUGAAUUCCCCAGAUGUACACAUGCUUAAAAAGAGAGCUGUUUUCUGUCCAGGAGAAUUCGAAUUCUGUCGAUUGUAAGAGUCAUUGUUUAAAUUUGUUUAUCCUGGAAGUAGGUCAAGUUACAGAGUUAUUAAAAACACUGGUCAGGGGUAGAUUGCCUGCACAAUGCAAACUGCAAAGUUCUACACUCUGUACAUUUAGCCAUGCCACAAGUUAAUUGAAAACGGUUGCCUGUUUGUAAUUUGCUGCAUGACCAAUUAAAAUAGUUGUACAAUC